Lactuca saligna is the source of this 375-nucleotide messenger RNA. NCBI's taxonomy places the organism in Eukaryota, Viridiplantae, Streptophyta, Magnoliopsida, Asterales, Asteraceae. The record is from the annotation of a GenBank genome assembly.
AUGGAUAACUCACUUUACCCUGUAUUAUUUCCCGAUUACUUGAAGCAAUCACUCCCAAUCUUCGAUCAAUUAUACGCUAUAAUUCCAACCCUUUUAUCAAUUACUAUCUUAUUAACUCAUCUGAACUAUAGAGGUCUUCACAUUGUCGGAUUUUCUGCUGUUCUUAUUGCUUCUUUCUCACUCCUUCCAUUUGCAGUCAUGGGUAUUCUUUCAAUCCCCAAAAUCGGGCCUAAAAUAUGGAUAACUUUGGAUUUCAAGAAAGUUCAAUGGAGGGGUUACUUCAAUAGCAUGUUUUGGAACUUGAAUUAUUGGGAUAAAGCAAGUACAUUAGCUGGUAAAGUUGAAAAUCCAAGUGGGACGUUUCCGAAAGCUUGA